AUUUUAAUUUACAUUAAACAGAGAACUGAUUUAGUAUAAGCGAUACAUUAAAGUUUACACAAACUCAGCUGUUUGCAAAUAUAUCAGUGCUUCACUGUUUAUUUGUUUCUGGGAUAUAUAUUCAUCAGUAUUGGAAUGGCACUGACAUCAUCCUGCUUAAAUGAACUUAAUCAGAACUCACCAGUAGACAUGGAUAGUAUUAAAGUCACCUUGAAUUUCAGUGAUGAUGGAAUGGAAGAAGAAUCCGACAUCAGCACAGCCAAGUCACCUAAAUCAUGGAAUAGUUCAAAUAUGACGUACACUCCUUCUCCUGUGAAAAGAUCAUUGUUCUUUCAGCCACGAAAGGUUUCAAACCGAAUGUCAGGAAUAAAUUCCGCCUGCAGACUGCCGCGAAAGAAUGACAAAAUAUCGCAUGGAUUGCCUUUAUCUAAUUUAAAACAAGUUGAAGAUUCCAACUUAAUGUCAGAUGAUGAUGAUUCAAAAACCUUAUCACUCCCGUUUAAAACAUAUGCUGAAAGAAGAGACUCUGGUUGUUUAGAAUAUGAUGAGAAUACACCGACUGCUUCUCCAAUGCGGGCAUCUAAUGCAUUCAGUUUCAACUCCUGCAGCAGUGGCGAUGAAAAUAACAGCGACAGUUGUUUCUCCUCUCCAAUUAGACCACGGCCCAUAAGCAAUUUUCACUCCCCACGACGCAGUGUGAGGUUUUUAAACAUGUCAACUUCUCCAUCUUCUUCUUCUGGUGUCUCUUGCUGUUCUCCUGUUAGAUCUCCACCUGAAACUCCCCCUCACACAAGAAAACUUAGAGCCCUCACUUUAUUUGACACACCACGCACACCAAAAACCCUCAUGAGCAAGUUAAAAUCACGUAUCAACGAGAAAAAGGAUUCUGAUGAUAAAAUAUCCGCUCCUAACCCCGUGAGCCCUGUCGCAUCAACAAAGAGUCGUAGCCGUCUUGAUAUUUUAAAAGUAUCCGAUUCAACUUUUCCACACACUCCUUCCAGUAAAAGCAAGCUUAUGGAUGACAGUGAAGAUUGUUAUUCCCCGAUCACCAGAAGAGCACAUGUGCUUGGUUCAAAUGUUCGCGCUUCCUUAAUGCGAGCCUCACCGCUUGUCAAUAUCAACCCAUUCACCCCAGAUAACCGAUCUGUCAGCUCAAAACGCUUAAGGACACAGAAAGCAAGCGAUUCUGUUUUAUUACAAGACAGCGGACUUGAUGAUGAGGAAGAUGAAGCAAGACCUGCAAAGAGGAUUCAUUUAAGAGAAAAUAACAUUUCCCGUUAUGCUCAAGAGUUUCACGAAGUUGGUAAAAUUGGUGAUGGAGAAUUUGGAGCAGUUUAUAAAUGUGUUAACCGCCUGGAUGGAUGUACUUAUGCAAUUAAACGAUCAAAGCAACCUCUCGCUGGUUCAAUUGAUGAGGCCAAUGCAAUUCGCGAGGUGUGUGCUCAUGCUGUGCUUGGAAAACAUAGACAUGUGGUUCGAUACUAUUCCGCUUGGGCAGAAAAUGAUCACAUGGUUAUUCAAAACGAAUACUGUAACGGUGGAAGUUUGGCAGAUGUUCUGAGUGAAAAUCAAAAAGCGGGAAUUGUCAUGUCUGAAAAAGAAGCUCAAAAUGUUUUAGUGCAAAUUGCGAAAGGUCUCAAAUAUAUUCAUUCUCAAAACCUGGUACAUUUAGACAUCAAACCUGGCAACAUCUUCAUUUGCAAAGAACGUCGCUCUUUUGGAUCUCCACGCCACAGUAAUGAUGAAAAUGAGUUUCAUGCUCAACCAGAAAACGAAGAAAGUAUUUACAAAAUUGGCGACCUUGGUCAUGUAACUUGUGUAGAAGACCCACAAGUUGAAGAGGGUGAUUGCCGCUAUCUUGCAAACGAAGUUUUACAGGAAAACUUCAGUCAUCUUCCUAAAGCUGAUGUGUUUGCACUGGGCCUCACUAUAUAUGAGCUUGCUGGAGGUGGAAUUUUGCCCAAGAAUGGACCAGAGUGGCACAAGUUACGAACAGGCAACUUACCCCCACUUUCUGGUUGUUCUUCAGAGUUUAACAGACUUCUUCAGAGUAUGAUUGAUCCUUCAACAUCAAGAAGACCAAGUGCAGCCGGUCUUCUGCAGCAUCCAAUUUUGUCAACUUACUCUUCCAAAAGUAAACAUCAGUUACAAAAAGAGCUCAAUGAACAGAAAUUCCAAAUUGAAAUUCUAACUAGGGAAUUAGAAAAUGCCCGCAAAGCCCCACAGGAACAGCCUCCUGUAUUUCAUCGAGAAAGUUUCUGUGUACGUCGUGGUGGUAUGCUUGGUGCAACCCGAAAGCUGCAAAGUUCGUUAAAGGGUGGCAAGACAACACGACUUAUUGGAAAGAAAUGCAACCGUAGUAUGAGUCUUAACAUGUUCUAACUGCCGCAUGUUUUAGAACUGAAUAUUUAUUUUUAAACUGCCCUUACAUGUGCCUUCCAUUAAAUUGCUGAUAAUCACUGCAGAGAUGAGCUCAAUCAUGCCAAACUGUUUUUUUAUUCGCCUUUUUAUGUUUUACUGUUUUGUAAUAUGAUGUUCCAAGUGUGAUUGGUUACAUAUGUAUUGGAGCAUAUCCACCCAACCAUUAUCUUUCGUUUGUGUUCUUUUCUGUUCUAUUUCAUUGUGGUUUCAUUGCUGUUAUGUUGCAUACCUUGCGGCUAGUUCAGUGUGGUGUUCUUGUGUUAUGAAUAUACAUCACGAUUCACUUCUUUCAAACGUCUGCUGUUUAUUAUGCCGACCCUCAUCACUGCUAAACAUUUACCGAACGUGCUUAAAAAUAUUGCCAAAAUAUUUGAAUACACUGCCGUGCAUGGUACAAACC
Ciona intestinalis (vase tunicate) is the source of this 2821-nucleotide messenger RNA. Its product is annotated as wee1-like protein kinase 1-A. The record is from RefSeq and is a predicted model, not a curated record. Gene Ontology annotation, molecular function: ATP binding; protein tyrosine kinase activity. Gene Ontology annotation, biological process: protein phosphorylation. Lineage: Eukaryota; Metazoa; Chordata; Ascidiacea; Phlebobranchia; Cionidae. Gene Ontology annotation, cellular component: nucleus; cytoplasm.